GUCCGUGAUUGUCGUGCCUGAAAAACUCAGUAGUAUAAGUGAUUGCAAUGCCCUAUUUCGCGUGAAGCAGUGACACCUGGGGAAGUAAUGCUCGUUGAGCCUGUCAAAAUCGCAAAAGUCGCAGUCGCAACAUGGAAGGAAUCACGGAAAACGCACGGACCAACCGCGCCCGACUCUGGAGGUGACCACGAUACACUCAGAUUCUCUCCGCGCCCAGCUUCCCCAACAUCCCGCAGCGGCCAGAUGGCUCUUGGGCUUCUCGAACACCCCGUCUCCGGCUCCAACGCAUCUCCAGUACUCCAGCUCGAGCUCCAGCACUCCAGGUCCGAGAAUCUCACCACUCCCCAUCGCAUCCCCAUAUUGCUGCCGACUCCGUAUCUUGAGCUACCCCCUGGGACCGUAGCAGAGACAGACGAUCCCCCACAACCCAACGAAAGAAAGGGGGUGCGACGACGCAACGGUACCAUCACACACAGCAGCGCAGUCCAGUUAGCGGCCCUCACCCUUUUCCCCGAUCACCGAGGCACGACAAUUCCCGAGCCGGCGGAGGUACGACAGGAUACCAUUGGUCCCCCACUCCGGGGCGAGAGAAAAUUUGGUCUGGUCAGGCGGACGGCGGACGGCGUCAGCACAGUUCAAAAAGACACGGCAUCAGCGCGGCGAAAUCGACCCCCCGGCACGACACUCCGUUUUUGCGUUUUUUUUUCUUUUUCGACGACGACGUGGUGGAUGUUCCGAGGUUGCGACUUGCACUGGCAAGUCCACAAUGCUCACGGAACCCUUCGGUGUUCUUGAUUUUGGGAGUGUUGGCAUCGAAGACGGGCCGAUAAGGGUCUCCAAUCGAUGGAGCCUCGGUCUCCACCGAUGGAGCAGAGUUUUAGUGAGCUCAGGCCAUUGUUUUGCAAAACUCGGGAGGCGACGA
This is a messenger RNA of Neurospora tetraspora, 922 nucleotides long. RefSeq lists its product as uncharacterized. Bases 88 to 795 code for a protein of 235 amino acids. Lineage: Eukaryota; Fungi; Ascomycota; Sordariomycetes; Sordariales; Sordariaceae. The transcript has a single exon. The record is from RefSeq and is a predicted model, not a curated record.